This is a messenger RNA of Octodon degus (degu), 3264 nucleotides long. RefSeq names its product caspase 9 (gene Casp9). The transcript has 9 exons. Gene Ontology annotation, molecular function: cysteine-type endopeptidase activity. Lineage: Eukaryota; Metazoa; Chordata; Mammalia; Rodentia; Octodontidae. The coding region runs from base 54 to 1412 and encodes 452 amino acids. The record is from RefSeq and is a predicted model, not a curated record. Gene Ontology annotation, biological process: regulation of apoptotic process; proteolysis.
GAGACCUCAAGGCCCGGAAGCGGCUGGAAGCCCGGGACCGCUGGCUUCCCGUCAUGGACGAAGCCGAUCGGCAGCUCCUCCGGCGGUGCCGCUUUCGCCUGGUGGGUGAGCUGCAGGUGGCCCCGCUGUGGGACGCUCUGCUGACUCGCGAGCUGUUCACGCCGGACAUGAUCGAGGACAUCCAGUGUGCAGGCUCGGGAUCUCGGCGGGAUCAGGCCAGGCAGCUGAUCACAGAUCUUGAGACCCGAGGAAGGAAGGCCCUUCCUUUGUUCAUCUCCUGUUUAGAGGAUACGGGCCAGGACACACUGGCUUCAUUGUUGCGCACAAAUAGGCAAGCAACAAAGGGGGAUCCAGAGGUCAUCAGACCUGUGGACUUGGAGCCUGUGGUGGUGGGACCACUGAUGCUCGGACCGAAGCAUCUGAGAGCGAAGAAGCCAGAAUCAUUUGAUCUGGCCUCAGGAAAUGUCACCCCGGUGGUGCUGGGGCCGGAGGAGUUUUGGCCAGCUCAGCUCAAGCCAGAGAUUCUCAGACCAGAAGUACCCGUGGACACUGGUUCUGGACGAUUUCGUGAUGUCUGUGCUCAGGACAGGCCAAAAGGAAAUACACACUUGGCCUACGUCUUGAAGGCAGACCCUUGCGGCCACUGCCUCAUCAUCAACAAUGUGAGCUUCUGCCAGACAUCGGGGCUCAGCAAGCGUACGGGCUCCAACGUCGACUGUGAGAAGAUGCGGCGCCGCUUCUGCCGGCUGCAUUUCCUGGUGGAGGUCAGGUGCAACCUGACCGCCAAGGAAAUGGUCCAGGCGUUGGCAGAGCUGGCGCAGCGGGAUCACCAUGCACUCGACUGCUGCGCGGUGAUCGUCCUCUCUCAUGGCUGUCAGGCCAGCCACCUCCAGUUCCCGGGCGCAGUCUAUGGCACAGACGGAUGUUCUGUGUCUGUGGAGAAAAUUGUUAACGUCCUCAACGGGACCAACUGCCCCAGCCUGGGAGGGAAGCCCAAGCUCUUUUUCAUCCAGGCCUGUGGUGGGGAGCAGAGGGACCAUGGGUUUGAGGUGGCCGGCAUGUCCCCCGAUGCCGACGAGGCUUCUGCCAGCAGCCAUGAGUCAGAUGCUGCCCCAUUCCAGGAAGACCCGGGGCCCAUGGACCAACCUGAUGCAGUGUCUAGUUUGCCCACACCCAGUGACAUCCUCGUGUCCUACUCUACCUUCCCUGGUUUCGUCUCCUGGAGGCACACCACGCGCGGCUCCUGGUACAUUGAGACCCUGGACAGCGUCCUGGAGCGGUGGGCUCCUUCUGAAGACCUGCUGACCCUGCUGCUCAGGGUUGCUAAUGCUGUGUCAGAGAGAGGGGUUUACAAGCAGAUUCCUGGUUGCUUCAAUUUCCUCCGGAAAAAACUUUUCUUUAAAACUGAAUGAAAUCAGGGCUGCCCGUCUGCUUCAUCAUUGGCCCCACAGCUUCCUGCUGCUGCAGGCCUGGAGGGAACUGAGGCCACUGUGACCUACAAGUCAAGGACUUUGGAUCCGGGCAACUCCCGUCCCUCAUCGUGCCAUACACUGCCCUCAGCUGCGCCUAGAGCAGAGAGCAGCGUCCAGGAGCAGAGGGGGAGGACCAGAGAGCUGUGGACACCACGCGGCGUCCGCCUCAGAGCUGCGGCCUCGCCUGUCAUCCUGUCCUCUCCAGAGCACUUCUCCUCAGCCCCCACAUUGCUGCCCUGUGGGCCAGAUAAACCUUGGUCCUGGGGUCAUCCUGGCCCUGAGGGAUGCUUUGUGCCAGCCCUGGCCUCCCGUCACCAAUGCCAACGGCAGCCCUCCCCGAGCUGUGCUGGCCACAACCAUUUUCAGAUGUUACCACCUGUGUCCUGGGUGACAGAGCUGUCCCCACUGGAGAAACAAGGCUCUACAUGGAGCUGGGGCCACAGAGAAACUAGUGUUUCUCAGGUCAACCAGCUUCGGCUACAGGAGUCUUAACAGCUGGGUCUGGAAUUCUCAAUGAGGUGUGAACAGUGGUUAAUGUUUUUAUAGAGUUAUUUAGUCUUAAAAAACAAAUCUUAGGUGAAUAUGGAUUCUUUUUGGCCUUCGUCCCUCAUCAUUUUGCUCCAGGUCCUCAUCUUCCCUCAUAAAAUAGACUUUUGCUAUUUUGAAAACAUUUCCCAGAGUCAGGUAUCUCAAAAGAACAUAAAAUUGUUAGAAUGACUAUGGCCGUGGUGGCAAUCCUAUGACAUGUGUGUUGUGUUUAAGACAAAAAAUGUUCAUGUAUGAGUUGUUUUUCCUAAACUCAAACUCCCAUUUCCAGGGUUGUGUGCAGUGCUGGCCCUUCGUGAUAAAUACUGGGUUUUGGUUGCAGUUGGACAUUCAUCUCUAAAAGGUUCGCCAUCACUGUCUCCAGUGUAGUGCAGAGGUAGGGCACUUACUGACACGUGUGGGGCCCCAGGUUUGGUCCCCAGAGCCACCAAGAAAUAUAAAAUAAACCACAACAGCCCCAUUUCCCAGGCCUAGUUUCGCUUGAUUGCGCCUUGAUCCAGGAGUGACUGAAGUGGGGCCCAUAAGCCCAGAGAGGGUGAGAUUCUUGUCCAGUGGAGCGCAGGUCCCCAGUGCAGAUAGCUAGCUGAUCUAGGCCCCCUGUCCCGUCCCCCAUCUCCCAUGUGUCCUCUUUGCUGAGGCACCCAGGAAUGCACAGCAUCCUGCACUUUCCCAUUCUCAGGAUCUGGAAGACUUUUGCUAAUAAGACUCUGACCAUAGUGAGAUUCAUGCUGUUGUCAUUUUAUUAUUCUUCCCCUCCUGCCACCUCCCGGGAUCUCACAGUCCCAGAGGCUCCUUUGGUCAGUUGUUUGCGAUCACCUGUGGACACACAGGAAGCAGGUGGUGACCCCAGCAGCAGAGCCGCCCUGGCGCUUGCCCACUCGGUCCCUGUGGGAGUGACAGGGCUUGUGCACAGCUCCUGCCUGCUGCCCUGAGUGUGUGUGGGAGAAGUGGAGGGUGCAGCUCUCCCUGAGCAGCUGAGUCUGACCGUAAAGAUAGCUCUUCACCUACAGUCCUGAUUGGACUUCAGGUCAGGGGCCCUGGGGACCCCUCCAAGGGACAGCGAGCUCUGUAUGGGUGGAUGUGGUUUUUACAUUUCAUUUGUUUCUCAAAUCAAGUUGCUCUUUCAGGGCACAGAUGCCUGUAAAGGAGUGUCUAUAACCUGCUUUUUAUUUUUCUUUAAUGUGGCACUGUGUAUUGAACCCAAUGUUUUUGCCUUGAGCUUUACCACUAGUCUGUUUUCAUUUUU